Aspergillus uvarum CBS 121591 is the source of this 532-nucleotide messenger RNA. RefSeq lists its product as uncharacterized. Gene Ontology annotation, cellular component: nucleus; cytoplasm. NCBI's taxonomy places the organism in Eukaryota, Fungi, Ascomycota, Eurotiomycetes, Eurotiales, Aspergillaceae. The record is from RefSeq and is a predicted model, not a curated record. The transcript has a single exon. The coding region runs from base 133 to 531 and encodes 132 amino acids.
GAAAUCAAAGACGUCUUCGACGGCCCCUUUUACAGCCACUACCCGCGCAACCAACCACCGGGCGACAACCUGCGGCUCGCGAUCGAGUACGUGCAGCAGAUCAUCGCGACGCAGGGCCCCUUCGACGGCGUCAUGGGCUUCUCGCAGGGCUGCGCUCUGGCCAGCGCGAUGAUAAUCCAGCACGCGGAGCAGCACCCUUCCGAGAAACCGCUGUUCAAGCUGGCGGUCUUCAUCUGCGGCGCCUCGCCCUUCGACCCGUCGGGGACGGAGCUGAUCGAGCCCCCUGUUCCGUCUGUGGCUACGGCCGUCACCGGCGCGUGGCCCAUCACGAUCCCCACGACGCAUAUCGUGGGCAAGCAGGACGCGCUGUACCCGCACAGCAUGCGCCUGUACGGGGUGUGCGACCCGGCGCAGGCGGAGUUCUACGACCACGGCUCGCGGCAUUUGGUGCCCUUUGAUGUGAAGAACACGGAGGCGAUGAUUGCGGCGGUGGAGGGGUCGAUUCGGAGGGUUUUGGUGGGGGGGAAAUAAG